Messenger RNA from Hevea brasiliensis (rubber tree), 996 nucleotides. RefSeq lists its product as uncharacterized. The record is from RefSeq and is a predicted model, not a curated record. Lineage: Eukaryota; Viridiplantae; Streptophyta; Magnoliopsida; Malpighiales; Euphorbiaceae. The transcript has 2 exons. The coding region runs from base 1 to 996 and encodes 331 amino acids.
AUGCCGCUUGUCCCUCCUCCGCCUUAUAGUGAAAUAGAUUUUUCAUUGCUAACGGUUGAUCCAUGGUCAACACCACAGUGUAGUUCGAUGUGGGAUCCAUUAAAAGAGUUUGAAUUAGGACUGAUAUUCUCAUCUAGAGAGGAUGUCCAAAAAGCUGCCAAAGAAUAUCAUUUACAUAGGCACCAUGAGUUUUGUAAUGAGGAGACAAAGAGUAGAACAUAUGCCAUCAGGUGCAAAGACAUAAAGAGCAAUUGUAAGUGGAGAUUGAGUGCCUCACGAGGGAAAGGAAGUGAUAUAUGGAAAAUUACGCGAUAUAAAGGACCACAUACAUGUGUUAAUCCAUCACUGUCACAAGAUCAUAAGCAAUUGGAUAGCAAAUUUAUAUAUGAUUUCAUUCUCGCCAUUAUAUGUGAACAACCCAAUGUCAAGAUAGGAGCGUUACAGUCUGAAAUGAAAGAUAAGAUUGGAUAUAUGCCAAGUUAUCGAAAGACCUGGAAGGCUAGGCACGAUGCAAUUAUUAAGAUCUUUGGUGAUUGGGAGGAAUCUUUCGGAAGGUUGCGACAAUUUAUGCUUGCUUUGUGCAAACAGAACCCUGAAAGUAUGUUCUUCAUUGAAGAUGAUCCUUUUUUUGUUAAUAAUAGAUUAGAUCCUGCUUAUCGGGUUUUUGUAGGACAAGGGGGCUACAAAGGAUGUUUAUUUUGUGCAACAACACUUGAUGGUAAUAACCAUAUUUUCCCAAUUGCGUGGGCAAUAGUCGACAGUGAAAAUGCAAGGAACUGGGAUUGGUUUAUGUCUUGUUUGAGGGUGUUUGUGACAGAUCGUAAAGGAAUAUGUGUUAUAUCAGAUAGACAUAUUGCCAUAAAAAAGGCAAUGAAUCAAGAUUGGUGGCAGCCCCCUGAUGGGCAUCAUCGAUACUGCUUAAGACAUAUCCUCAGCAAUUACAACACAAAGUUUAAGAAUACUAAUAUGAAAGAAGCUCUCCGAAAGGCAGGUUAG